Messenger RNA from Aedes aegypti (yellow fever mosquito), 990 nucleotides. Its product is annotated as glutathione S-transferase D5. Gene Ontology annotation, molecular function: glutathione transferase activity. The transcript has 2 exons. Bases 57 to 704 code for a protein of 215 amino acids. Lineage: Eukaryota; Metazoa; Arthropoda; Insecta; Diptera; Culicidae. The record is from RefSeq and is a predicted model, not a curated record. Gene Ontology annotation, biological process: glutathione metabolic process.
CGCUAUUCGUCCUUCAAUCCAAGUAGGCCAGUUUUAUCCGUACGAUCUCAAAUCAAAUGGAUCUCUACUAUCAUAUUAUACCGCCGCCAAGUCGCGCCGUCCUUGUAUUGUCGAAAAAACUCAACAUAACGCUGAACCUCAUUUCAAUCGACACCAGAGAUGCCAACGAAAUGGCCAUCCUGACCAAGGUGAACCCAUUGCAAUCGCUUCCGACGUUGAUCGACGACGGACAGGUCAUAGGCGAAUCGCACACCGUGCUGAUCCAUCUGACCAGCCUGUUCGACAAGGAGGGAACGCUCUAUCCCGUCGACCUCAAAAUUCGUUCGGUCAUCAACGAGUUGCUCUUCUUCGACACCAACAUGUACAAGUGCUUCGUGCUGUUCGCCAUGCCAACGGUCAUCAAGCGCCAGGACCCGAACCAUGACAUGCUGGAGAAACUACUCGUGUGCGUUAAAGCGUUGGAUAACUAUCUACGGGAGCGCGUCUACGCUGCCGGGGAUCACUUCACGCUUGCCGAUCUAUCCUUGGCCCAUACUAUUUCGUCGCUGGAUGUGAUCAAGGUCAAGCUGAGCGACUACCCUAAUGUAGAACGCUGGAUGACAAAGGUGCUGCCAGAGAUGCCGCAGUUUGAGGAGUUUCAGGUCCGUGCCGAGGAAGCGCUGUCUACCUUCCUGGCCAAGCAGUACGGGGCCAAGUGCAUUUGAGGACCGCUUACGUCGAAAGCUGCGUGUGAGGGAUCUAUUUUGUGAGUCGAGUAGAGAAGAGAUGAUACGGAAAGUUACGAGGUCGAUAACCGGCAGUCCGCUAGUAGACAUGCGUGUCUACUACAUUCGGGAGGGACUGCAGACAAGUCGAUUAUAUAUAUAUAUAUAUAUAAUAUACAAAUGAUCCCUCAUUCGGAACGCAUUAGGAGAUUUUCUUUUCAUAUACUUGUUUUUCAAUUAUGAAAUAUUCAUGCAUUUAAAUAAAACUUGUAAGAACAUGCAAUAA